This is a messenger RNA of Phoenix dactylifera (date palm), 1426 nucleotides long. RefSeq lists its product as uncharacterized. Lineage: Eukaryota; Viridiplantae; Streptophyta; Magnoliopsida; Arecales; Arecaceae. The record is from RefSeq and is a predicted model, not a curated record.
CUCCGUGGGAGCCGUUUCGCCGGACAGCCGAGCCCAGUUCAAAAUCAGUGUUCUAACCCUAAACUCUCCUCCCCCGCUAACCGCGAUUGCGACGGGAACCACCGCUUCGAUUUUCUCGAACCGGCGAUGAUCGGCAUUGCCGGUAGAGGAAUCAGAAAAAAAGCCAUCAUUUAGAUUCUUUUUCUUCUUUCUGCUUCAUCGACCUUACACUCCCAAUUGUUUUGUUGAUGGCAUCUCGUAUACCAAGUUCCUCCAAGCCAAAAAAGCAUAAUCUGGUUGAGCUGCUAUCUGCCAAUGGUUCAACAAAUGAUAGAUAAGUUUAGUGGGUACAGAUUGCCUAGCAGUGGACGUGCCAUGCCUGCUGGAGACAAGCAACAUCCAAUCUCAGUAAAAAAGGUGGCUUUAAGGGAGUUGCCAAAUGAAUCUAGGAACAUCAUUACUAAGCCGCCCGGAACCUCUCCUCUUCCUAAAGACAAAGGAAUCACCCCAGAUUCUGUGAAGGAAGUUGGUACUAAGAGGCCACAGCCUGAUGAUCCAUCAAGUCCUUCCAGUCACCAGGCCCCAGGCAACAUUGGUCCAAAUGGACAUCUUGUGUAUGUACGUAGGAAACUUGAAACUGAGCAAGGCAAGAUGAGCACUUGUCUCAAUAUGGAUAGUGCUGAUACUCCCGAGUCAAGGAAAUCUGGCAACAAAACAAAAGAACAAAAUCUGCGGCAGGGUCAGACCCAAGAGCCUAAGGAGGCUUCUCAUCCUGUGCCUAUGCCAGUGGUAUCUCUGGCUACUUCAUCUGGUGGAUCGUCAGUUUUCCCCUGUCCAGGAAGGCCCAUCACUGGAAUGGCUGUGCCAGAACCACACGAUUCAAUGGUCACUUCCGCGACAGCUGUUCAAGCAGACCCUCCGAGAUCGGGUAGUCAAGAAUGGAAAGAAAGGUUUAUUCGGCUGCAGAUGUUCUUGAAGAGCUGUGACCAGUCAAGCCAGGAGGAAUAUAUUCGAAUGCUUCGAUCUUUGUCGGCGGUCGGUCGAAGCAGGCAUGCUGUUGAGUUGGAGAAGAGAGCAAUACAUCUCUUAUUGGAGGAAGGUAAGGAGUUGCAUCGAAUGAAAGUUUUGAAUGUUCUGGGAAAAGCUCCAUCCAAGGAUCAUACGUCAAUUUCAAAUCAGACCCCUUCUCCUCUACAGGCACAGUUUCAGAAAUAGAAGACAGUAGGUACCGUCCAAUUAGUCUGUUUUUUAAGUUAUGGAUGGGGAAGCAAGGAUUUUCUUGCUCUUGUUGAGAGCAGGAGACUUCCGCUUUUUUGUAUCUUUUUGGCAUGUUGAAUCAAAUGUUUGUGCUUGCAAGUGUUAAACACUUUGUUUGGUGCGAUUUAGCUUCUGUUGCUUUAGUUUAAUCCAAGCAACUAUGGGAAAUACAAUGCAACUGUUGAGAAUG